Molecule: messenger RNA, 952 nt
Organism: Aegilops tauschii subsp. strangulata
Lineage: Eukaryota; Viridiplantae; Streptophyta; Magnoliopsida; Poales; Poaceae
Biological process (GO): regulation of transcription by RNA polymerase II
Cellular component (GO): CCAAT-binding factor complex
Molecular function (GO): RNA polymerase II cis-regulatory region sequence-specific DNA binding; protein heterodimerization activity; DNA-binding transcription activator activity, RNA polymerase II-specific
Source: RefSeq, a predicted model, not a curated record
GGGUUGCUGGUGUGCUGCAGGGGGCGGCCGGAUGUCGGACGUGCCGGCAAGCCCGCCGGGCGGCGGUGGAAGCGGCGACGGCGGUGACUUCGGCAGCGUCAGGGAGCAGGACAGGUUCCUACCCAUCGCCAACAUCGGCAGCAUCAUGAAGAAGGCCAUCCUGGCCAACGGCAAGAUCGCCAAGGACGCCAAGGAGACCUUGCGGGAGUGCGUCUCGGAGUUCAUUGCUUCAUCGCCAGCGAGGCGAGAGACAAGUGCCAGAGGGAGAAGCGCAAGACCAUCAACGUCGACGACCUGCUCUGGGCGAUGGCCACGCUCGGCUUUGAGGAGUACAUUGAGCCCCUCUAUCUGCAGAAGUACAGAGAGGUUGCUGACUUUGGUCUGGCCAAGAUCCAGCACGAAGACGACACAACCAUGUGUCUAUGCUGGUGAUGGGGACUUUCGGGAAGAAGAAGGCUGUUCACAAGAAGAUGGCAGGAAGAAGCAGGCUGAUUCGAUUCGAUCCUCAAGAUGCUGGCCUUUCAUGUUUCUUUGCGAGCAUCAGGACAAAGAAGUUGGAAGAAGCAUAGUUCUAGCUCAUUGGAGCUAGUUCUAGGAGUAAUGAAGCCCUUUAGACUGAUCCUAUUUGUAUGUGUGUUAUAUGAUGUAGACUGUACACUUGUAGACUCAUGUGGUAGACUGUACACUUGUAGGGCUCAUGUGAUACUCAUGUGGUAGACUGUACACUUGUAGAGCUGUUAUCCAAUUGUAAACUUGAUGUUGAUCACAUUUGUACGUAUGCUAUAUGAUGUAGCAGAUUGCUUCUUGCUGUUACUUGAAGUAUUGUGUCAGUUUUCUGUAUUGGUAUAUUGAAAUAUGAAGAACAUGACCUUGAUAGCAGGGUCCCACGAACCAAAACGCCAGAUUUGGGACCUAUUUACCAGAAUUUGACAAUUGGGGUGCAUAAAAAAAG